UGAAAUUUAGGACCAAAGAUAAGUGAAGAAAACCAGGAUCAGUCCAGAUGAAACUUUCAGAAUACCCCAAAAAUGGUCCAGCGUUGGGAUCUUUGUAAGCCCAGGAUUUCGAUUUUAAAUCAAACCCAAAGAUAGUCACAGUGGAUAAAUUCCUUGCCUCCCGAAAUACGAUGGAUGCCCAAUAGGCCUUAGUACCACCUGAGAGAGACCCUUCCACCUGAGAAAUAUUCGAUAUCACAGUGAGUUUUGAGUCACAAACUUCACAACUCACAAGCAACAAACCUUGUCAAUUCCCCCCCCCCCCCAAAAAAAAAAAAAAAAAUCCUUCUCUUAUUUUUUGUUUUCAAAAUGAAUUCAGUAAGUAGCAGUAGCCAGUUGAAGAUCCACAUUCCACAUUUCUCGGAGCCCCACUCACGAAAUGUCUCCGAUACACGAAAACUUCAGCUCCCAUUUUCUUCUUCUUCAUUUCCAACUCUGUAUUUCUCGCGGUCUCUAGGGUUUCCAUUUCGCUCUGAUUUUAAUUUCGCACAUUGGAGCAGCACAAGGUUUGUAAUCAGCAAGUGUGUAAAUGGGAAAUCUUCGGAUCCUCUGGAACCGGGUUCGGGUCUAAACGAUGCAACCGGACCAGCUCAGGUGCCUAAACAAAAGGACAUUUCUAUUGUGAAGGUCUUGAAGGAAUCAAAUUCCCUUUUGCCUCAUGUAGUCCUUGCUAGUACACUGUUGGCUCUUGUCUAUCCGCCUUCUUUUACAUGGUUUACCACCAGGUACUAUGCACCUGCAUUGGGGGUUCUAAUGUUUGCAGUAGGGGUUAAUUCCAGAGAGAAUGAUUUCCUUGAAGCAUUCAAGAGACCAGCAGCUCUUUUUGCUGGUUAUGUUGGCCAAUUUGUUGUUAAACCUCUGCUAGGAUAUUUUUUUGGCAUUAUCUCAGUCACACUUUUUGGUCUUCCAACCUCCAUUGGUGCUGGGAUUAUGUUGGUUUCUUGUGUUAGUGGGGCUCAGCUCUCAAGUUAUGCUACUUUUCUCACAGACCCACAAAUGGCCCCUCUAAGCAUUAUUAUGACAUCAUUGUCUACUGCUACUGCAGUAUUUGUCACACCAAUGUUAUCACUCUUGCUCAUUGGAAAAAGACUUCCUGUUGAUGUAAAAGGAAUGGUGUUUAGCAUUACGCAGAUUGUAGUUGCACCCAUUGCUGCAGGCUUGCUAUUGAAUCGGUUCUUCCCCAAGAUCUGUAAUGCUAUUCGGCCAUUUUUGCCUCCACUAUCAGUAUUAGUGACAGCUCUUUGUGUUGGAGCCCCACUUGCGAUUAACAUCAAGUCUGUUCUAUCUCCUUUCGGAGCAACCAUUUUGUUCCUCAUUGUUGCAUUCCAUUUGUCAGCAUUCAUAGCUGGUUAUGUCUUUACUGGUUUAGUGUUCCAUAAGGCUCCUGAUGUGAAAGAGCUGCAAAGAACACUUUCCUAUGAGACAGGUAUGCAAAGCAGUCUUCUGGCCCUCGCACUUGCAAAUAGGUUCUUCCAAGAUCCACUUGUGAGUGUGCCUCCCGCAGUCUCGCAACUCCAUCUCCAAAUAGUUUGACUGCAAUGGAUCAAAAUCUAGUUUUUUCUACUACUAAUGGAGGCAAUUAUUUUGGGACAUAAACAUGGUAUAUCUGUCGUGGUGCUAUAAUGGGUUUGAUGACUUUCGGGUAUCCCUAUUUUUUGUCACCGAUAUAUCCAGUUUUUUUAAUUUUAUGGGUACAUAUUAGACAUACAUCAUGUAUCAAAUGUGCAUCUCUUUCUGCAGCUAUAUUAUCAUCUCAAAUUCCAUAAGCAAUAUAACAAAUAUAUGAAGAAUUCUGAAAGUAAGAACAGGCACAUCCGCAUGGUCACCUUUCUGCAGCUAUAUUAUCAUUUCAAAUUCCAUAAGCAAUAUAACAAAUAUAUGAAGAAUUCUGAAAGUAAGAACAGGCACAUCUGCAUGGGAAUCUAAUGUGACCAUGCAGAGCAUGUCAGACUUGUAUUGAAUUUGUUGUUGAAAUUUUGAUAUUACCCUAUAAAUAGUUACAAAUGAGCUUCUUCUUGCUUGUGACUUCAAUUUGCAUGUUCAAUGCCUGAUGAGAUCUACUUAUAAAAUAGAUCUUGAAAUUAGCCUUAAUGACUUGCACGUGACUGCAUUUCUGCUAUAGCAUUCUCAUCCCUCUUGGAUUUUGCACACUUUUUCAUCUAUUGUGCUCUCCCCAUUGGAAUAACUGUUGUAGCUACUCACACCAGAAUCUAAAAGCUUUGUAUUUCCGAGUUAUCUUGUUAGAAUUAUGUUUAAGUGAUUAAAUUCACCAUUUCCUAACAAAUUAAACUUUUGGGGGAAUCAAUAAUUUAUUAUGGUAUCAGAGUAGAAGAUCCUAAUUUUGAUCCUUGCCUCCACUAUACCUCCCAAUUAAAAUGUUAAAAAUCCCAUGUGUUGGGCCUCACUUAUUAAGGGAGAGUUUGGGUCCACACAUGAGGGGGGAGUGAUUAAAUUUGCCAUUUCCUUAUAAUUUAAACUUUUGGGAGAAUCGGUAAUUUAUUAUAUUCAUUGGCUAUAAUGACCUGUUGUUGUUUGAUUUGCUAGAAAUAUGUUUAUAGCCAAUAUAGAAUCGUAGCAUAUAUCACAUGAUAAGAAAAUCUUGCUGAAGAUUUACCAAACUACAUCAAUUUUUAUUUUUAUUUAUUUUUUAUUUUAUUGAUUUGUAAGAUUACACAUACAUGUUAUGGGUUUUGAACUCAUGAUCUCACCCUACACUACAAUCUUUAACGGAGGGAGGAAACUCUAAUUGAGCUAAAGAUCAUUGACAAAAUUCCACCAAAAUUUAUUCAAAGCUGUCUUUUUCGCUCUUACUUAUACAUACAUAAUGUACACAUAUACUCACACACACACACACACACAACACCUCUUUUGAAUUAGGUUGCAUUAGGUGUUGAAUAUUAGUCUGCGGGGGAUUUUGAGGAAUAUCCACAUUGUUUCUAUGAU
Molecule: messenger RNA, 2982 nt
Organism: Quercus lobata
Lineage: Eukaryota; Viridiplantae; Streptophyta; Magnoliopsida; Fagales; Fagaceae
Product: probable sodium/metabolite cotransporter BASS6, chloroplastic
Exons: 8
Coding region: 349-1572 (407 amino acids)
Cellular component (GO): membrane
Source: RefSeq, a predicted model, not a curated record